Capronia epimyces CBS 606.96 is the source of this 1095-nucleotide messenger RNA. RefSeq lists its product as uncharacterized. NCBI's taxonomy places the organism in Eukaryota, Fungi, Ascomycota, Eurotiomycetes, Chaetothyriales, Herpotrichiellaceae. The record is from RefSeq and is a predicted model, not a curated record. Gene Ontology annotation, cellular component: mitochondrion. The transcript has 2 exons. The coding region runs from base 1 to 1095 and encodes 364 amino acids.
AUGCUUUCUCGAAGACUACCCCUCUCCUCCUCCCAAGCUUCCAUCCUCGUUCGCGGGUUGACGACCUCUGCGCUAUGCCGAGAGCCUGCUCGUUCUCCAGGCUUGGGCGACAUCACUCCCGACGGAUCAGACGCAUUCAACGCAAAGCAGAAGGAGUUCCGAGAUGGACUUGAAGCGGCCAGAAAGAGAAAGGAACAAGCCGAUAGUCAGUUAUUUGCCACUUCUACCUCUCCUUCAUCCCCUAGUACCACUGCCUCUGGCGUGUUUGAAUCUUUGGGCUUGGGCUCACUCUCCAUCGCUCCUCGUGCAGAAGAAGCAAGAGAAGCUGAAACAGAUACGUCGACAAAGCGAGGAGGGAAGCUUUCUAGCUUCAUCUACGGUACACCUGAGGGCCAACAACUGGACAAAGACAUGGAGAGAUCGUUCUCGCAGGUUUUGGCGAGGGGUAAAUACGUCCACUCGAUUGUCUUCCACGACGUAAAGCCCGACAAAGUCGACGAAUACGUCAAGCUUGUUGGGACUUGGUACCCCAAGAUGGCAAACAUGCCGGAAAACAAAGUGCACCUUGUUGGCAGUUGGCGGACAGAGGUCGGCGACUGCGACACCUUCGUACACAUCUGGGAAUACCAGCGCUAUACUGGCUACCAUGCCUCUUUGCACAGUAUUUCUCAUCACCCAGAGUUUCCCGACUUUGACAAGAAACUGAAGACGCUCAUCCACUCAAAGAAGGUAUCACUGAUGCAGGAGUUCUCCUUCUGGCCCACAACACCGCCACGGAAACUUGGUGGUCUGUUCGAGCUACGGUCAUACACUCUGCAUCCUGGCAACCUGCUAGAAUGGGAGACCCAUUGGCGAAAAGGCCUCAGAGCGCGGCGCGAGGUGAUGGAAGGCGUGGGCGCCUGGUUUGUGCAGAUUGGAGACCUCAAUACGGUGCAUCAUCUGUGGCAGUUCGCCGAUCUAGAGGAACGAAAGUUGAGACGUGAACAGUCAUGGGGAGUGGAAGGUUGGGGUGACACUGUCCACAAGACCGUGCCCCUCAUCCAAACCAUGAAGAGCAAGAUUCUCAUCCCUAUGCCGUGGAGUCCAGUCGGCUAA